Lactuca saligna is the source of this 1794-nucleotide messenger RNA. NCBI's taxonomy places the organism in Eukaryota, Viridiplantae, Streptophyta, Magnoliopsida, Asterales, Asteraceae. The record is from the annotation of a GenBank genome assembly.
AUGGAUAUAAAUAUCCUGUCUCACCUCGCUCUGCGUUUUGCUCUCUAUUGCUGUCGCCGCUCACUGAUCUUAUCCUCCGGUGAAGAUAUGUCGAAUAGAGAAGAUUCAGACAUUGAUGAUGAUUUUAGUGAUCUGUACAAGGAAUACACUGGUCCACCAAGAAGUAAUACUAAUACAAGUGGGCCCGACACCACAAUUACAAAAGCAAACAAAAGAUCGUAUGCCGGCUCUGAUGAAGAGGAUGGAACCCGAGACCCGAAUGCUGUUCCCACUGAUUUCACUAGCCGGGAAGCUAAGGUCUGGGAGGCGAAAUCUAAAGCUACUGAAAGGAAUUGGAAGAAACGAAAAGAAGAAGAAAUGAUUUGUAAAAUAUGUGGAGAAUCUGGCCACUUUACUCAGGGUUGUCCAUCUACUCUUGGAGCGAAUCGCAAGUCUCAAGAUUUCUUUGAAAGGGUUCCUGCAAGAGAUCCUCAAGUGAAAGCACUGUUUAGCGAGAAGGUUAUAAGGCAAAUUGAGAAGGAUAUCGGUUGCAAAAUUAAGAUGGAGGAGAAAUUUAUGAUUGUUAGUGGGAAGGAUAGGCUGAUACUGGCUAAAGGCGUAGAUGCUGUUCACAAAAUAAAAAAUGAAGGGGACAAGAAAGUGACUAGGUCAAGGUCACCAGAAGGAAGAAGUCCUAUUAGCUCUAGAAUGGGAAGGCCUAAUAAUCCUAGUCCUCGAAAUCCAUCACAUUAUAACCAGAGGUUUAGCAGCAGCAGGCAAGAGAAGAUGAUUGAAGAUGUGCAUAGGUUACCCAGGGGGUCCCCACAACUAGCAGCAGCGAGAGCUUAUGAGAAUGAUGGUGCCCGGGGUCGGUCAGCCCAUUCAAAGUCUCCUUACAGUGGUGGUGGUGGUUGUUCAUAUGAUGAUGAGCGCCGGGCAGGGGCGAUGCAAAGGAACAAAGGAUGGGUGGAUGGUCCUGACAAGCAAUCUAGCAGUAACGGCCCACAGACAUUGGAGGACUUACAUUUGGAAUAUAAGAGGGAUGCAAUGGAGAUUACAGAAAUUCGAGAUAAGGAAGAAGAUGAAGAAAAUAACAGACAUCGUCAGGCUGUGAGAGAAAUGAGAGAAGAUUACAUGAAGAGGUUUGGUAUGGUGCGAGCAAUGCAUGCAAAGCAGUGGGAAGAGUUUCUUCAAGCUGAGGCUCAAAGGCGUCAGCAGCCUCCUCCUCCUUCUGGAUUUAGUGGUUAUAAACAGGAUGGUUACCCUGAAUAUGAGAAUUCUGGUUAUGCUGGUGGAACUGGAAAUAUGGGAGUGGAUUCAACUAGGAUACGGUAUCCAGAUAUUGACAACUAUCCUUCUUCGAGGAGGGACUACCCACUGCUACUGGUGAGGGCCAAAUCCAAAUCCAGAUCCAGAUCCAGAUUUUGGGGAAAGCACUGAAGUAAGCUUAAGGUAAGGUAGGUAUUUGUGUUGGGGCCUUGCCUUAAUUUGAUAAAUAUAAGGUAAGGUAGGUAUAGUACGACUAUAAAUUUAGUUUAGAAUUGGUUCCUUAAACCUUUUGCUCUUUGUUUGUUUGGGCUAUAAAUGUUUGUAGCAACUGGUGGGGUUCAUUGCUAAGUAUGGAUUUUAGCUUUCAAAUUCUACUAUUCUUUUCAAGUAGACAUGUGACUAUUUGGUUUCUCCAUGAUGUCUGGGACAUAGUUGGAAUUAAAGACUAGUUUUAGUAAGUAGAUUAGACUGUGUUUCGACUGGCUGAGCAUUUAGUACAACAGUUACGGUUUUGUCAAUGAGAAUCUGACAUCUGCUUUUUUUUUU